CCGGGCGCCGCCAUAUUGGGAGCGGAAGCGGGCUGAGGCGCCGCUACUUCUUGUUUCUCCCUCCGGCUCGGAAAGUCCUGCUCUCCUCGAGGGGAAGGAGGGAAGGUUUCGGAGGCCCUUGGGAGCGUGUCCCGCCCGCCCGUCUCCUCCCCGCCGCGGGGAGGAGGAAGGAGCCCGACCCUGAGCCGAAGUGGGACUCUGAGGAAAAGCAGGCGGCGGAGGAAGAGGAGGAGGAGGAAGAAGCGGAAAAAGAAGCAAGGAACUCGGGAAGGAGGGCGCUCCGAGUAAAAGGGGCAACAUGCCGUUGGCACAGCUCGUCGACCCCUGGCAGAAGAUGGCCGUGGAAAGCGCGACGGAGAGUAGCAACAGCGCUGAGAAUGGCCAGCAAAUCAUGGAUGAACCUAUGGGAGAAGAAGAGAUAACUCUACAAACAGAAGAAGGCAAUAUUAAAGAGAUUGCAAUAACAUACCAUGUCAAAGAGGGACAUGAAAAAGCAGAUCCUUCACAGUUUGAACUCCUUAAAGUCCUAGGACAGGGAUCUUUUGGAAAGGUAUUCCUUGUCAAAAAAAUCUCAGGAUCAGAUGCCAGACAGCUGUAUGCAAUGAAAGUGCUAAAAAAAGCAACGCUGAAAGUACGGGAUCGUGUUCGAACAAAAAUGGAACGUGAUAUCUUAGUAGAAGUUAAUCAUCCCUUUAUUGUCAAGUUACAUUAUGCUUUUCAAACAGAAGGGAAGUUGUAUCUUAUUUUAGACUUUCUCAGGGGAGGAGACUUGUUUACACGCUUAUCCAAAGAGGUGAUGUUCACAGAAGAGGAUGUCAAAUUCUACUUGGCUGAAUUAGCACUUGCUUUGGAUCAUCUGCACAGUCUUGGAAUAAUAUACAGAGACCUAAAACCAGAAAACAUACUACUUGAUGAAGAAGGACAUAUUAAAUUAACAGAUUUUGGCUUAAGUAAAGAAUCUAUUGAUCAUGAGAAAAAAGCAUACUCUUUCUGUGGAACGGUGGAAUACAUGGCACCAGAAGUUGUUAAUCGACGAGGUCAUACGCAGAGCGCAGACUGGUGGUCUUUUGGUGUGUUAAUGUUUGAAAUGCUCACUGGUACUCUACCUUUCCAAGGGAAAGACAGAAAAGAAACCAUGACUAUGAUUCUCAAAGCCAAACUUGGAAUGCCCCAGUUUCUAAGCCUAGAAGCUCAGAGUCUUCUCCGAAUGCUUUUCAAGAGAAACCCUGCAAACAGAUUGGGAGCAGGUCCCGAUGGUGUUGAAGAAAUUAAGAGGCAUCCAUUUUUCUCUACAAUUGAUUGGAAUAAAUUAUACAGGAGAGAAAUCAGUCCACCCUUUAAACCUGCAACUGGUAGGCCUGAAGACACUUUUUAUUUUGACCCUGAAUUUACCGCAAAAACUCCAAAAGAUUCACCUGGCAUUCCACCCAGUGCUAAUGCUCAUCAACUUUUUCGGGGCUUCAGUUUUGUAGCCAUUGCAUCAGAUGAUGAAAGUCAAGCAAUGCAGACAUCUAGUGGGCAUUCAAUUGUUCAGCAGUUGCACAGGAACAGUAUUCAGUUUACUGAUGGAUAUGAAGUCAAGCAAGAUAUAGGAGUUGGUUCCUAUUCGGUUUGCAAGAGAUGUAUACAUAAAGCAACAAAUAUGGAGUAUGCAGUAAAGAUUAUAGAUAAGAGUAAAAGAGACCCCACAGAGGAAAUAGAAAUCCUACUUCGAUAUGGACAACAUCCAAAUAUUAUUACUUUGAAAGAUGUUUAUGAUGAUGGAAAAUAUGUAUAUCUAGUAACAGAACUUAUGAAAGGAGGAGAACUUUUGGAUAAAAUCCUUAGACAAAAGUUUUUUUCUGAAAGAGAAGCCAGUGCUGUCUUACUGACAAUAACAAAAACAGUUGAAUAUCUUCAUGCACAAGGGGUGGUGCACAGGGACCUAAAACCCAGCAAUAUCCUUUAUGUCGAUGAAUCAGGCAAUCCAGAAUCAAUUCGAAUCUGUGAUUUUGGGUUUGCAAAGCAAUUGAGAGCUGAGAAUGGCCUUCUAAUGACUCCUUGUUACACAGCAAAUUUUGUUGCUCCUGAGGUUUUAAAAAGGCAAGGCUAUGAUGCCGCAUGCGACAUAUGGAGUCUUGGUGUUCUUCUUUAUACGAUGCUGACUGGCUACACUCCUUUUGCAAAUGGUCCUGAUGAUACUCCUGAAGAAAUUUUGGCACGAAUAGGCAGUGGCAAGUUCUCUCUUACUGGUGGAUACUGGAAUUCUGUUUCUGAUACAGCUAAGGACUUGGUUUCAAAAAUGCUUCAUGUUGAUCCCCAUCAGAGAUUGACUGCUGCCCAAGUCCUAAGACAUCCAUGGAUUGUUCAUUGUGACCAACUGCCUCAGUUUCAAUUAAAUAGGCAAGAUGCUCCACACCUCGUGAAGGGUGCCAUGGCUGCUACAUACUCAGCAUUGAACCGCAAUCAGUCUCCAGUUUUAGAGCCAGUUGGCCGUUCUACCCUCGCUCAACGAAGAGGCGUCAAAAAAAUUACCUCAACUGCUCUGUGAAGUGACCUCAUCUGAAAAAUGUGGUACCAUAAUAAGAUGAUAGCACAAAUCAUGGCAACAGGUAGCACAUAUCCGAAGUACCUGCAAGCACACUGUUCCCGCUGGUACCUGUUAUGCUGCUGCUCCUGCUUUCAUCUUUUUCCCCCUCUUUAAACUCUUGAUGAAAAACAUUGCCCUCCAGAUGGAAUAUACUGUCAAAUCAAUGGAAAAGGAACUGUUCAUGAAGACGAAGUAGAAUUCUGAACACCUCUCUUCUGUCACAUUAAAUACACUGAAUAAAGCACUUGACACCAAUAACAUUAUUUUUAUAGGCAAUGUUUCUUCUCCCUUAAAAAUAUUCUUCAUUACAUGUGUGGAUGGACAGUUUAUGUUAAGCACUUAGCUUAAACGAUAUGUUUAUAUUAGCACUAUAUAAUUUGUGCCAUCCAGCAUUUUAUAUGUUUUUGUAAACUUUUCAUAACAGUACAUUUUUGCACUGUUUCCUUUGAAAUGCCUUCUAUUUAGACUAAUCAAUUUUGGGAAUUAAAUCUGAUUAAAAUGGUUAAUCAGAAUGUUUGGACAUCUCUAAAACAGCUUGACUGUUAAACAGCUAUUGAAUGUAAUUCUGUGAAUGUUUUUCUUUGCCUGUGUCUUUCCACAGGCACUUUGUUGGAAGUAAUGGGAAACUAGAGCUGUUGUGGCAUUCAAUGGCGUAAGUUUCUCACUGUCGCUCAUGCAACCAGCUCUGUAUUAAAGCAAAAAACAACAACUAAUUGUAUGUUUCCACUGUGGAUAUCUUCUUUUGGACAUUGGAAACCUUGGAAAAAUUGUUUCAUUUCAGUUCCUUUUAGUUAUAACUGAUAAUUCUUUUAAUGUUGCUGCUUUAAGUGCAAGGGAAAUUCCUGCUCAACAACAAUAGCAUGAGAAGUGCCGAGUUCGAAGCUAAAACAGAGCUUUGUCCAGUAAUAGCUAAUUAGAAAAAUGUAUUGAGUUCAGGAAGACAUCAGUGGCAAGUCUGUUGCAUUUUGGCUGCUUUAGCUAAUUUCAAAACCAAAUCAGAAACCAAAUGAGAUGUGAGGUGAAUGGGAUGUGCCCAGUAUCUUCAAUCUAUUGAUGGUGAUUCUGCUGUCAAAACUGGGCUUUUUAUUAGCAUUGCUGCUCUGUAGACUAGCACCAUUUGUAUUUAUGGAAUAUAAUAACAAUCUAAGCAAUCAAACAUACAUACAGACUUUAGGAAACCCUGUUGAACACAGCAGAACCUAUUUCUUGGCCUUGCUUCCAUUUUCACAGGAAGAGAAAUGGUCUCUGUCCAACUUAUCAUUUUGACUUGACUGGGGUGCUUGUUUUGUAGGGAAAUACUGAAGUUGCAUUAUGAAGAAUACAGUGUUGUGAAGAACAAUAUGAUUUUGAUGAAUUAUCCCAGUGUUCUGCCAAAGAAAUUAUUUUUAUGUAAUAAUAUUUCUCUGUCUUGUAUUUUGUCAAUGACUUAGUUUCAGUUUAUAGUGUGAAAAAUUAAGAUGGAAAACAGAAGCAAAAUAGGUAGUAAUAGGCUUGUCUUUCCUGUCAACACUGAGUCUCACAGUCUUCCUUUUGCUUUUGUAGUACUUUCCAUCACUUUACCUCAUGCUUAUGCCUUACACAUGUAUACUAUUUUUGGCUUUAUUUUGUCAGGUUAUCAUAGCAUUUAUUUAUAACUGGUCAUUUAAAAGUCAAUAUACCUUUUUCUGUCAGCAUCAGAAUAGUUUGCAUUUAUCCUUUUGCUCGUAAUUCUUCUAGAAGCCACUAUGUUAGACACCCAGGGGCCUUUAAGUAAUACCUUGCUGUUGGUUAGUUCUUCUGAAAUCCAGUUUUCUUCUGUUACGCUUGAAAAUUCUUCAGAUUUAUUUUUGCAUACAAACUUUGUUGCAGUGAUAAAUCCAAAACUGGUGUUCUCUAAAUUAUGACCUCACUGCUGUGAAAAAAGGAAGUUGUUACUUAUGAUGAUGAUGAUUUUUCUGACCACUUUAUAGUGAUGUAAUAUUACUUCAUUGCCUGGAUGAAUACCUGAUACUCUUUAUUCCUCUCUUAUAUGAUUUGGAGUUUUCCUUGCAAAGAAUGAACAAUGUAGAUUGUCACAGUUGGUUUUUCUUUGUUUGAUCUAUAAGAUAUUUGAUCAGAUUAUUUUUAUUUCUCAACUCAAUUUUUCAACAGAUUAAUAUUUUAGCUCUGCAGCUUGGAAUAUGUGCAAUUUAUUAGAGUAUUCAUUAACUACAGGUUUAUUAUGAAAGUAAUACCUCUGAAGUUCAUAUGAUGCAGAGCAUAAUGACAUACACAUUCUGGUGUGGUUUUAGAUUUUAAAGAGCUAAAAAGCUGAACAUAUUCCAAUGGAAGCAUAAAACUUAAAGCAGUAAAAAGAACAUGAGUACAUUAUAUGAUUUCCUGUAAAAUUAGGUUUAUUUUGGUGUUAUCAUGGAUGGACUGGUUGCCAUUGGAACAUGCCUAUCAUGUUUUUAAAAUGGGUAAGAAUGCUGUGAAACACUCAGAACUAUUGAUAGAAAAUGUUGCAAUGUCUUUAGAAAUUCUUCUUAAAGAAAAAAUAUAAGUCAUUGGUUGCUUAUUGGUAAAGCUUAGGUGACAAUAAGUUGUAAUUCAAGAAAAAGCUUGGGAAAAUGCAGCAAUAUCAGUAACCUAUGGUUCUUACUGCCAGUUUUCAGAAUUUAGCUAAACAAAUCUAGUGUGAGGGUAGCGAUUUUUCAGGAACUACUUUGUUAUGGAGGCAUUUUAUCAGGUGUUUUAAGGGUGCUAGUCCUUUUGCACUUUGCCGUAAUGUCUCACUAUAAUCAUAAUUUUAUUUUUGUAGAUAGAGGCUUUUCAUUUUCCAUUCAGCUUCUCUCAGAAAAGAAGUCUGAUAUUUAAAUUAUCACUUUAAAAUGUUAUGUUUGCAAAAUAAUGUGUGUUAGAUUCAGGCAUAUCUAUUCAUAGACUGUUUAUUUGGGCUUUAUUUCAACCCGUUUCUAAAUCAGUGUCACUCAGGCUGGAAUCUGAAAUACAUGUUCUGGGCAGCAGUCCAUAAUGAAUACAGUAGUAAAUCCUACUGUAAAUCCCUUUGAUUAAACAUGCAACCAGAUUAUGUUUGACCUCCUCUUUGGACAUUUCCAAGUGACCCAAGAAAAAUGUGAAUUCUGUCUCUAUUAUUACCUUACCAAUUGUCUUUUUCUUACACAGACAUAAGGACCCUUUCCUUUACCUGAUCUCUUCUUUACAAUUUAGCAUUUUGGUCAAUGUUUUGUAGCAAUAAUCUUGACUUCUUUCAAACAAGACAUAUUCAAACUUUAAGAAUUUCAGCUUUUCUUUAACCAUGUAAAACAUUUUUUAAAUCCUUUGAACUCAUUUUACAUCCCAGUGUGAUCACAACACAUUCAGAAUGCUAUUUAAGUAUAACAUUAGGCAAAGUUUGCCCUUUUCUUAAAAGUCUCUGGCCCUUUAUCUGCCAUUCCUUUGGUCAACUUUCUUAAACAUUUACAACUAAAGUACUAUAUGAGAGAGCAUUAGAAAAUACAACUGAAUUGAAAAAGAACAUGGUUUUGAAAUUUCUGAGAGUAAUAACCAGGCUACACUACUAUCACUUUGCUGCAUUUCUCCUUUGGAUUGCUGAUUCAACCACAGUUUCUAAAACAGAAAAAGUUACUAUAACAUAUUCUAUACUCUCCUUUAAUUCUUGAAACUUUCAAUUAGAUAGCUAAACAAUAUAAUAAAUGAUUACUUGUAGUUUCAAGAUCAGGGCAAAAGAAAACAGAUUUGCUAUUCUUACCCUUGUUAGAUUAGCAGCCUAGUAAAGAGUAAACACAUACAAUGUUUAAAACUGAUUUUUAAAUAACAAAAUCAGGGUGUAAGAAAAUAAACAUAGUUUUUUUGUUAUUGUACAUGUAGAUCAACCGAAGCAAUGCUUUUCUGAUAAUGAAAAGGUUUUUAAAGCAUGUCAAUCCUUCAUAAGCAGUAAUGAAUAGCUUUUAACUCAUGAAAGUGUAUAUGCUAGCUUUAUCUUGAUAUGUCUGACCUAAUCAAAGGGAAAAUACACUCAUGAGGGAUGUAAUUAUUUUACAGUUUUAGUGAAGGGGUGGGGAGGGAAUCUACGUAGAGAUUUUUUUUAAUAUCAGAAAAAAAUAUUUUUCUACACUUCUUUACAAUCAUUCUUUAUAAUGACUUCUUCAGCAUGGCAUGCAAGUCUGAGAUACAGUGUCAGGAAUUUGACUGUGCUAUAUCUUUAGAGCAAAAAAAUUAAAAUAGCAUCUGACAGGUGCUUUAUAUUAGCAUCAUGGAACUGAAAUGUUGGUUGUGUUCUUUGUCAUCAAGUCAACUUUGACUAAUGGCAACCCUGUGAAUGAGCGAGGCCUCCAGAGGCAACAAUGUACUGUUUUACUGAAAGCUAUGUAUGUUUCCCAGAAUACUGUAUAUGUGUAAUCAGAAUUGUUCCAGACAUAACCACAGAAGAGCCUGGAAAAAUUACUAUUGCUUGUAUCCUUGUCAAAAUGCAAGUUUUGUAGUCUUCAAAAGAAGCCGAAUUUAUACAGCAAGUAAACUUUUAAAACUA
This is a messenger RNA of Anolis carolinensis (green anole), 7079 nucleotides long. RefSeq names its product ribosomal protein S6 kinase A3 (gene rps6ka3). Gene Ontology annotation, biological process: peptidyl-serine phosphorylation; intracellular signal transduction. Gene Ontology annotation, molecular function: ATP binding; protein serine/threonine kinase activity; magnesium ion binding. Bases 299 to 2530 code for a protein of 743 amino acids. The record is from RefSeq and is a predicted model, not a curated record. The transcript is spliced from 22 exons. Lineage: Eukaryota; Metazoa; Chordata; Lepidosauria; Squamata; Anolidae.